Suillus subaureus is the source of this 806-nucleotide messenger RNA. RefSeq lists its product as uncharacterized. Bases 1 to 678 code for a protein of 225 amino acids. The transcript has 7 exons. The record is from RefSeq and is a predicted model, not a curated record. Lineage: Eukaryota; Fungi; Basidiomycota; Agaricomycetes; Boletales; Suillaceae.
AUGCCCCCUGUUCGUCCCCUCCUCCUUCGAGUCACGCUGAACCUCCCCCGUACCGAAAACAAUGCUGCGACAGCUACUAGUGACCUGCAGUGGCAGCCUGUUAUCGGUAUCGUAGCUGGUUUCCUGUCUAUUCUGCUUGCCGUCUACCUCCUGCAUUCAUUGUUCCAGUUCCACACUUCAGGCGUCCCUCAUCGCGUUCUCAGAUACAUACUUCCUUCAGGCACUCGCCGUGUCUCGCAUUCCGUCACUGAAAGUGAGACGUCGGGUUCGUGGGCCGACCUUUCGAGUUCAGCUAGUCCAGCUCCUCCUCCUUACACAGCAAGAUCGAUCGCAAUUCCCCUCUACACAGUUACAGUUCCACCUCGGUCGCUCCAAGGCGGGCUACCGAACAAUGCAUCUUUGUCGGACGAUCCGAGGACUCCUUCCGAUGUAAUGAUUGAUGCUGAGUUCAACACAAAAGAUUGGCAACGGGUAUCGAUUGGGUAUUGUCUCUCGAUACAAACCGCUGCGUACGUCCUUGUUAAGCCCCCGUGCCUCCGAAUGCAUCUGCGCACUAGUACAUAUAUGGAUGAGUCGUCCCGGGCCCCUUUCAAAUCUGCAAUAUACCUGCUAACAUGUGCGAAGGGUACGGAGACAUUCGGUUGGUCCCGAAUCAUAACUAUUGCAAUUGGAGAAUGAGCAGAAUGUUCUCAAAGGAGCCGCGGCUCGAUAUUCGGGCAUUGGAUUUUACAGGGCCGCUUUCUAUAGGUGCCCUAGUGUCGCCGGAAGGUGAGGUCAAGGUCCCUUGACUCGGAGGUGACAGUGGC